Messenger RNA from Plasmopara halstedii, 1623 nucleotides. RefSeq lists its product as hypothetical. NCBI's taxonomy places the organism in Eukaryota, Oomycota, Peronosporomycetes, Peronosporales, Peronosporaceae. The transcript has 3 exons. The record is from RefSeq and is a predicted model, not a curated record. Gene Ontology annotation, cellular component: plasma membrane. Gene Ontology annotation, molecular function: phosphatidate cytidylyltransferase activity. Bases 1 to 1623 code for a protein of 540 amino acids. Gene Ontology annotation, biological process: CDP-diacylglycerol biosynthetic process.
AUGGUACUAGAGGCUAACCUUCUACCACCGCUGGUGCCAUCUCCGAAUGAAGUGCCAAUUACACGAGGCAUGACAAGCGCUGAUGGAUUUUUAGACCUUCCGGUUACAUCUUCGCCAGUUUCAGAUUUUAGCCGCGAAGCCGAAUCAAGAACUCGAAGAUGGCUUGGUAAAAAUAUUGUGCAGCGCGUAUUGUCGGCGCUCGUAUUGGUGCCACUUAUCACUGUAUUUUUGUGGCUUUCCCCGGCCUUUGCCACUGCUACAUUUUGCACGUUCGUGACCAGUAUCUGCUCGUACGAGUAUGCAUGGCUCCAGCACCGCAUCUAUCUGCGCGUCAUGAAUAAAAUCAACAAUUGCGAGGCGGAAUUAUUGCAGCGAGACGCAGAUACGAAUCAGAUAACGGCUUUGAGCCGUGAUAUAAAUGUAAGCCGCCUGUCCACCAGCUUUAUACGUUUCACACAACGUGAAAGCGGCACCAGUAACACAGCGGGGUAUGUACGUGAAAAUACAACAGGCGAUGCAUUCACGAACAGCGAUCGCACUUUAAUCAGCACUAGUGACGAAUGUAUCCAGUCAUCGCGUAUGAUUCCUCCACCACCACCUGAAUCGACUGGAGUAACGCCUGAACUGGCUCGACACAGUUAUGACAACACUCUUCAAGAAGAUUGUGAAGUUUCAAAUGAUCCGAGCUUAUCAAGUAGUGCAGUAUCAACAAUUGCCAGCAGAUUUUUCUGCCGAAAUGAGUGGGUCGCUGCGAUAGCUUUAUCGGCUAUCACAACGUUUUUCACCACGACAUUGUUCCUAGUCUACGUCAAUCAUAUUUCUGGAUUGCAAGAAAAGCAGCUUUACAAAUUACGAUGGUUCUACAGCAUCGCGACCGACUUCGUUGCCGCGCUUUGUGCGUUCUUCACACCAAAUUGGAAAUAUGCAUUUAUCUGCAUCAUAGAAAAGGUAGUAUUUACGUUGCUUACGUUGCAUUCGACUGCUUGCCCCAUGAACACUUUAAGUUGUGGAAUCUUUCUUGAGCCAGCUCAAGUUUUUCUCUCGGGUGUUGUGGUAAUCGUAUGUUUUCGCCUUCAAAUACGCACAUCAGCGCCCGCUACGUUCUUACACAUUGCAGUGGAUAUGCUUGGGUAUUUCUACAUCAUUGGGGGUUUAUCUGUCAUUGUUGCUUUCGUUGAUGACGAGCGACUGGAAUCUUACCGGAAGCUCCUGAUCGUUCUGCUCUACGUCGUGUGGGCUUCAGAUACGGGAGCAUAUUUGACGGGAAAGUUGCUGGAGCGAAUGAAAUAUGGAUACUACAACCCUUUAGCCUCGCACCUGUCGAAAAAUAAAGAUUACGAAGGAACAUUAGGAGCCAUUUUUUUCGGCGUAACUGCGAUGAUUGUCUCCUCCCAUUUGCUUAAUGUGCCCGGUUCUGCAGCUGCUCAAAUUGGAUUCACAGUGAUGGCUGUAAUUGUGGGUCGGCUAGGAGAUCUGUUUGAAAGUUUGCUGAAGCGCGCAGCGGGAGUAAAAGACUCUGGAAAGCUUAUUCCUGGACAUGGUGGCGUACUUGAUCGAAUUGAUGCGCUUAUGUUUUCUGCACUUGUUUUUGCUCGAUAUUAUGCCUCAGUUGUCUCGCCAUAA